Messenger RNA from Synchiropus splendidus (mandarinfish), 1954 nucleotides. RefSeq names its product mevalonate (diphospho) decarboxylase a (gene mvda). Gene Ontology annotation, molecular function: ATP binding; diphosphomevalonate decarboxylase activity. Lineage: Eukaryota; Metazoa; Chordata; Actinopteri; Syngnathiformes; Callionymidae. The coding region runs from base 103 to 1305 and encodes 400 amino acids. Gene Ontology annotation, cellular component: cytosol. The transcript is spliced from 10 exons. The record is from RefSeq and is a predicted model, not a curated record. Gene Ontology annotation, biological process: isopentenyl diphosphate biosynthetic process, mevalonate pathway; isoprenoid biosynthetic process.
GUGGUUUAGAAAUGGUCGCUCACAUACACACCGAGCACAGCCAGGACGUGUUUCGCUUUCUUGAAGUGUCUCUGCUAUUUUAUUACGAUUCGUUGCAUUAGUAUGCCUGAAGAGUUGGUGGACAAAACACAUGUUGUGACAUGCACCGCGCCGGUAAAUAUAGCUGUCAUCAAAUACUGGGGGAAGAGAAACGAGGAAUUAAUCCUACCCACCAAUUCAUCAUUGAGCGUCACUUUGCAUCAAGAUCAGUUAAAAACGACCACAACAGCAGCAACCAGCAGGUUAUUUGAAGAGGAUAAAAUAUGGCUCAAUGGAAAGGAGGAGGAUAUCAACCACCCUCGACUCCAGGCCUGUUUGAGAGAGAUUCGCCGCCUGGCACGGAAGCGUCGGAACAAAGUGGACUCGGAUGCUCUUGGGCUGUCUCAUAAAGUUCACAUAUGUUCUGUGAAUAAUUUCCCUACUGCUGCCGGGUUGGCGUCUUCUGCUGCAGGAUUUGCUUGUCUGGUCUAUACUCUGGCUCGCUUGUUUGGAGUGGAGGUGGAGCUUUCUGGGAUCGCUCGCCAGGGCUCAGGCAGCGCGUGUAGGAGCAUGUAUGGAGGAUUUGUUCAGUGGCUCAUGGGGCAGAAAAAGGAUGGCAAAGACAGUCUGGCCCAACAGGUGGAGUCAGAGAGCCACUGGCCUGAGCUCAGGAUUCUUGUUCUGGUGGCCAGUGCAGAGAGGAAGCAUGUUGGAAGCACAUCUGGGAUGCAAACUAGUGUGGAAACAAGCUCUCUUUUGAAGUACCGAGCAGAGUCUGUGGUUCCAGGACGCAUGGAGGAGAUGAUCACGGCCGUGAGGAGGAAAGACUUCCCUGCCUUUGCUGAACUAACAAUGAAAGACAGUAACCAGUUUCACGCCACCUGCCUGGACACCUACCCCCCCAUCUUCUACCUGAACAGAGUCUCUCAUCAGGUCAUCCACCUGGUGCAUCGCUACAACAAACACUGUGGCGAGACCCGGGUGGCGUACACGUUCGAUGCAGGUCCCAAUGCUGUGAUUUUCACCCUUCAGCAGCAUGUCCCAGAGUUUGUCCAGUUGGUCCAGCAUUUCUUUCCUCCAGAAAUUAACGGCGGACAAUUCAUCAAGGGUCUUCCUGUAGAAGAAGCGUCUCUUUCUGAUGACUUGAAGCAGGCCAUUGGUUUAGAGCCCAUGCCCAAAGGAGUCAGUUAUGUGAUAAGUACUCAGCCUGGACCUGGGCCACGUGUGGUGGAGGAUCAAACUCAGCAUCUACUAGGGUCUGAUGGUUACCCUAAAGAAUCAGCCUGACAUGACGUCUAGAGCAACUGUCUCAUCGUGGUGAAUGCAGUUGCUGUCUCAUUCUGUGAGGCUACCAAACUCCCUUUAAAUGAGCCGGAUCAUGAAAAAUGCAUCAUACAUUGUGAGAUAAUCCUCAACAAGGUUCUGGUAUUGGGAUUGAAAAUGCAUUUUUUUUAAGUUGCUGUUAUAUUCCAACAGAGGUUAGCUGGUAAAUAAUGCCUCCAAGUUGUCAAUGUCAUUUCUGCUUUAUCGCUUUCAAGAUAGAGUGAUAAAAUAAUGUGACUCACUUGCGUAAUUUACUGACCUCCUUGCAGUAUCAGUAGUUUGGGGAAAUGCUGUUGUGUUCAGUCAAAAAGGAAAUAGCACUAGUUCUGUGAUUGUCUUUUUUAAGGGGGCUGUUCAAACAUUGGGCUCAGGCUGGGUUUGAUGGCUCUGUCAAUGUCCUCAGUAUGUACAAGGAGCGUCUCCUUCUCUGCAUCAUGUUUAAUCUUAUCUGUGCGUGUCCAUUGCAGCCACUGUGAUGGAGGUAUCAUGAAACUAAUGUUUGGGUCUAUUCCUCUUUCAUGAAAACUUUUAUUUUACAUGCAAGUAUGGAGGCGCAGAAAGAUCUUUGCUACACCUUCAACCAAUGUCAUGAAAAUAAAGGGUGUUAUUUUGA